AUUACUGAGACGAAGGUUUUUGAGGCAUGAAAUCUCGAAUAUAAUCGUGAGAUUUCCUAUUCACGCUCCUCUUUCAGUCACCCUCCAAGAUGCCUACUAGAAAUACCAAGACCAGGAAGCUCAGGGGGCACGUCAGCCACGGUCAUGGCCGCAUCGGGAAACACAGGAAGCAUCCCGGAGGUCGUGGUAAUGCUGGUGGUAUGCAUCACCACAGAAUCAACUUUGACAAAUACCACCCUGGUUACUUCGGUAAGGUCGGUAUGAGACAUUACCACCUGAAAAAGAACACCAUCUUCUGCCCGACCAUCAACCUGGACAAGCUCUGGACUUUGGUCAGUGAGCAGACCAGGCUCAACUACGGCAAGAAGCCCGAAGGCCCCGCCCCCAUCAUUGAUGUCGUGCGCGCUGGGUACUUCAAAGUGUUGGGCAAAGGCAAACUCCCCAAGCAGCCCGUCAUCGUGAAGGCCAAGUUCUUCAGCCGGAGGGCCGAGGAGAAGAUCAAAGGAGUGGGUGGAGCUUGUGUGCUAAUGGCGUGAUCACCCGAUACAGUUUUUGCAGGAAUAAAUGUUUAAAAUUAA
Anguilla rostrata (American eel) is the source of this 578-nucleotide messenger RNA. It is a transcript of the gene rpl27a, whose product is annotated as ribosomal protein L27a. The record is from RefSeq and is a predicted model, not a curated record. Gene Ontology annotation, biological process: translation. Gene Ontology annotation, cellular component: ribosome; cytosolic large ribosomal subunit. The coding region runs from base 90 to 536 and encodes 148 amino acids. Gene Ontology annotation, molecular function: structural constituent of ribosome. The transcript has 5 exons. Lineage: Eukaryota; Metazoa; Chordata; Actinopteri; Anguilliformes; Anguillidae.